AAGUACGAAUUGUCAGCUGUGUUUCAAGAACUCCAGUCUCCACCAGAUCCGCUUCAGUGUUACUUGAACAGGUAAACUGUUUGUUUAGGUUUAAGAGGAACCAGGAACAGAAACCUCGUCCUGCAAUCCUCGUUCCACCUUUACUUCCAUGAUGGUCUUAUAAUUAUGACCCCUAAACCACCUCGAGUGCUCUUGUCCUUUUUCCCACAGUCAAAAAAAUCAUCUCAAUCUUUAAUUUCUCAAAUUACAUGAUCUCCUCUACCUUGUCCCAUGUCUAACUCCAUUAGGACUCGUAUAUUUCCCUUCGUCUCAGUUGACGUGGUUAUUCAUCAUCUGGUGUCUCCCUAACCACUACUUUCCCUUCUAUCUUGUAAUACGAGGAAAUAAGCAGACAAUAUGGCUAAAGACGCCGUGACCCCUACUUUGAUCACUAUCAUAUUCAUCCUCUUCACUGGCCUCUAUGGGUUCGUGAAAUUCUCCUAUGAGAAGGGUCAUGCUGAUGCUGCUCACGUCAAUAUAAUACCUACCACGACGGAAAUCAGUCCUUCGGUUCUUCCCAUACCUACGCCGGCUGAUCACGAUAAUAUCGGUCUUAAGAAUUCGACCAGGCCGCUCUUCACCUACGUGUACACCGAAUCUCCGAAUGCUCGGAUGAACUUGAUAUUUUUUCUUAGUAACGGUUUACAUGGUGCUGCUGAUUUCAUUUUCAUUCUCAAUGGACCCACAGAUGCCGCCAAUUUGAUCCCCGACAGGACCAACAUUCAAGUUGUUUCGCGAUCAAAUGAAUGCUCGUAUCUAACAGCGCAUAGCGAGGUGCUGCGAAAGGAUGGGCUGUGGAAGAAGUACAACCGAUUCAUCAUGCUUAAUGCCGAAGUUCGGGGACCUUUCAUGCCAUUCUGGAGCAGGAGCUGCUGGAGUGAUGUAUUCAUAGAUCGAAUCACUGAAGAAAUCAAGCUUGUUGGUAUGAAGGUAACUUGUUUGCCUUCCUUCCAUAUUGAGUCGAUGGUUUGGGCUACAGACACGAUUGGCAUGGAACUCCUUCUAGAUCCACCCAAAGGUUCAUCAGUGUCUGAUACACUAAACGAAAAUCAGGAUCAAGUAGUUGCUUCAGGAGGUCUCUCCAGCAAGACGAAAGAGGUUGUCUACAGUGAAAUUGAGGCUACAAGGAUGAUCAUGUCCGCAGGUUACAAAGUUGAUAUCCUAAUGCCAUCGUUCCCAAGGAUCGAAUACCACGAGGAAAUUUGCGCCAAGGGCUCAGCUAAAGACGUUGCUUUUGGCCAGCAGGAUAACAUCCAUCCGUACGAGACGGUGUUUGUCAAGACGAGCCACGAUACCGACUCGACCACCGUCGCUCGACUCACAGAUUGGCACCAGUCCCGUGUCAUAAACGGUAGUUGGGAUGUCUGUCAUUAAGAUUUUCGAGACCAUUGAACCUGAGGAAUUGACGGAGAUGAUUGUGAUACCAACAGCACAAUACACGACAAUUCUGAGUAGAUAUCCAUUGUAAGACGCGAUUGCUGACAAAUGGAGGUUUAAUCGGCCGAGCAACUGCGUAACACGGAAUCGUGUUUGUUUCAAUACGGACAUUCUCCCUAUGUGAAACAGGUACAUAGUUAGCAUAAUCAUAUCAUUCUCUCCUCUCACGAUCUUAACGAAAAUCAAGAGAGCUCCUAUCUGUUUGUUCAUACAAAGCUAAUUCUAGAAUCUUGGACUAGGCUUUCUCUCCAUAGCUCC
Molecule: messenger RNA, 1734 nt
Organism: Annulohypoxylon truncatum
Lineage: Eukaryota; Fungi; Ascomycota; Sordariomycetes; Xylariales; Hypoxylaceae
Exons: 4
Coding region: 397-1413 (338 amino acids)
Source: RefSeq, a predicted model, not a curated record